UCACUUCAAAUAGAAACUUAUAUUUUUUUGGUGACUUUUGUAUUAUAGAAGAUGUUAGCAAUAUGAUGUUCCACACCACAGAUGGGAGACCCUUGAGAAACAGACCCAAGAAUAUAUGCUUUCUUUUAAAAAUUCUGACUUUGUUAGCACUCAGAGCAUCAGCAUAUAUUUGGUUUUAAUAUAGAUAACUCUCAAUUUUGAGAAUUUUCUUCCUUUGCAAAAAAUCACCAUUUGUAAGCUUAUCAAGGCAAUUGAUUGCUACAUGAAUUGUCCAAUACUUCCUAAAAAAACAAAACCAAAGAACAACAACAAUAGCAGCAGCAAGAUCGGUUGCCUUCCGCAUAACUUGGAAGAAAUCUCACAAUAUCCAGAGCCUACUAUGGAAGUACUUUUGGACGGACAAAUUAGGUAUUGGAUUGAUAAAAGGACAAAGGCAAAAUGCUUCUUCUUGUAUGCCAAAAAUCUACAUGUCCUAUGGUCAGAAGAAAGCAGUAAGUGGAGUCUUCCCCAAUACAAGGAGCAUCCAAGUGAUCAACCAGUUCAAGUUUAUGAAAUGGAAACAGUUCUAUCACUAGCUGUUGGUGGAAGUUUUGAUGCAACAAAGCUUUCACGGGGAGUAGAGUACAAAGUUUCACUUGUGGUGUUAUUGAAGAAAUUUCUUUCAGGAUGGGAAUUUCCACUGCAAACAAUACUUGUUAAGCCAGAUGGUACAAAAGAAAAUCAAAGUAUUGAAGAUCUUAUGGAAAAACCAAAAAGGGAAUGGAUAAAAAUUCAACUAGGGACUUUCAUCAUUCCACAAGAGAUGGAAAGUAUCACAAAUUUGGAAUUCUAUGUGCAUGAAAGGAAAGGUAGAAAACUUAAGAUGGGACUGGUCAUCAAAGGUGUUGAAAUUUCUGUCUAAACUCUUCUACAAAACAUAAUUAUGAGUAAGGAAAUAAAAUUUAUAAUAAUCGAGAUGUCAUAUUCCUCAGCUGUAGUGUUGCAAUUUUGUUAGAAAAUGAGAUUUUCUAGAUAGUUUUUUAGUCUAAUAAUGCCCUCUAUUAAAUAUUAUGUUUGGUUUGUAAAGGAAAGGUAAUCCUUGUUUUAUGGAAUUUGUUUUGUAAGUGCUUGACUAGGUACUCUAACUUUUUUUUUCAAAAGGCUUAUAUAGCUAUGUGUCUAAGCCUUAUGUAAUAUGCCAUUUUGAAUGAAAAGAAGUUCUGUAAAAACCUUAUUUCUCUUAUAAGUUUAAGAGUCUAACAGUGGUAUCAAGAGCCCUUCUUCUUGAGGGAUCUGUGAAGGCAAGAAACUAAGGUUUUCUCCAGUUCUUCUAGGGUGAUAGCUGAGCAGCAGUAACAUGGCAUCCAACAACUUCUUGGGUGCAGGCCCUCCUAUGUUUACAGGAGAAAAUUAUCACAUAUGGUGAUAAAGAUGAAGGCUUAUCUCAAAGCUCUUAGUCUAUGGGAAACAAUAGAAAGUGAAGAUGAUCCUCCUCCACUUGGACCAAAUCCAACAGUUGCACAAAUGAAGAUUUAUGAAGAUUCAAAGUCAAGGAAACCAAAGGCUCUCACAUGUCUUCAUUCAGCACUUUCAGAUGUGAUUUUCACAAGAAUAAUGACUUGUGAAACACCUAAAGAAGCAUGGGAGAAGCUAAAAGAGGAGUUCGAUGGAAGUGAUAGAGUGAAGGCUGUCAAACUCUUAACUCUCAAAAGAGAAUUUGAGAUGUUAAGGAUGAAAGAAGGAGAUACUGUGAAAGAGUAUUCUGCCAAACUUAUGGAAAUUGUAAACAAAAUAAGGUUGUUUGGUGAAACCUUUCCAGAUUCAAAAGUGGUGGAGAAGAUGAUGAUAAGCUUACCAGGAAGGUUCGAGUCCAAGAUUUCAGCAAUAGAGGAAUCUUGUGAUUUGAAGACUUUAUCAAUUGCAGAACUGAUCAGCAAGUUACAAGCCCAAGAGCAAAGAUCAAGGAUAAGAGAUGGAGAAGUAGCAGAAGUGGCAUUUCAAGCACAACAUAAAGGCAAGCAGCCUAUGAAGGACAAUAGAAGGAUGGAAGGAGAUAAAGUAGCAAAGGGAAAACCAUGGAAGGAAUCUUCAAAGAAAGGGAAGUUUCCACCUUGCAGCCACUGUAAAAGAACCAAUCAUCAAGAAAAAGACUGCUGGUUCAAAGGAAAGCCAUCCAUUCAAUGUAGAUUCUGUAAAAAGAUGGGUCAUAUUGAGAAAAAUUGCAGGGCCAAGCAGAAUCAACCACAACAACAUCAUGCGCAGCAGGCAAAUUUUGUUGAAGAGUCGGAAAAGGAAGAAGAAAGCUUGUUUAUGGCUUCUCACGAAGAAAACACAAGCAAAAAAUCCUCAUGGUUCAUAGACAGUGGAUGUACGGUCAUAUGUCGCACAAUGAGCUCUUGUUUCACACACUUGACAAGUCGUUCAAAGCUAAAGUUAGGAUGGGAAAUGGUGAAACAGUUGAUGCACAUGGAAAGGGUUUAGUUGCCUUUCAAACUAUACAAGGUACAAAGUUUAUACAUGAUGUGUUGUAUGUUCCUUGUUUAGCAUGUAACUUGUUAAGUGUGGCUCAAAUGAUGUCGAAAGGUUGUUCCUUAAUUUUUAAGGGCAAACAUUGUUUGGUUUUUGACUCAAAAGAUAAUUUGAUUGUUAAAGUACAAAUGGUGGAUUAAUCUUUUCCUU
Molecule: messenger RNA, 2658 nt
Organism: Solanum dulcamara
Lineage: Eukaryota; Viridiplantae; Streptophyta; Magnoliopsida; Solanales; Solanaceae
Exons: 3
Coding region: 1399-2460 (353 amino acids)
Molecular function (GO): nucleic acid binding; zinc ion binding
Source: RefSeq, a predicted model, not a curated record